AUGUCGGCGGCACCUCUGCACUAUCCAGCCCAACAAGACAGCGUCAAUGGAUCGAAUGGCUCGGCUUCAGAACAGCCAUCGCAGCCCCCACCACACAAGAGAGUCUAUCAGGCUUGCAUCCCAUGUCGACGACGUAAAGUCAAGUGCGACCUAGGAAGUGUUGAUAACCCAGGAGAUCCACCAUGUGUGCGAUGCCGCAGAGAGAGCAAGGAGUGCUUCUUCUCUGCGACGAGGCGUAAGAGAAAGAAUGAGGACGGGGAUGGGGGUGAAGAUAGUUUGGAUGGUUACGAGUACAACGAUGAUUAUAUUACUCGUAAUGGCCGGAAGAUGGCUCAAGCCUCCCCACCUCCACCUCAUCCUGCCUCCGUUCGUCAGAGUUCCAUGGGAGCGCCUCCUUCUCGGUCUGCUCCAUGGUCAGAUAAUUCUCCUGUCAUGCAAGGUCCUCCUCUGACCCCCGGAGGCUCCAUCGGACGAUCGCAGCCUUUGCGCCGACCAACCAAGGCGCAAAGGGAGCAAGCGCAGAGGGACGAACGAAAUGCAGAGGAGGCGGAUACACAUGUGGAAAAUCUAGAGGCACAGAAUGUUAUGCGCCGAGAGGUCUACGGCCCUCAUGAUGCGUUGGAUCUUCUGUACAAAGCUGCCACCGAUAGCCCAGGACAUAGUAGGACCAAAAGCAGUAGUCAAAUGUCUCCUGUACUUGGUAACGAUGACUCCAGAAAUCUUCCGCAAUCAUCACCUUUGCAACAUGCCAACCGUCCUUUCCAAUCGAACUACAUGCCUCCCCCAGAAACAAGCCGAGAUGCUGCUAUUGACCCAGCGCUAGCAGCAGAAGGCCCGCACAAGCAGGAUCCUUCUCAAGAACAAGGCUAUAAGGACGCAAUUAAAUCCUGGUCUAGAUUCAGAUUCGUUCGUGCUGGCUGGUUCACUCCUGCUGAAGCUAUCGAUUACAUUGCUUACUACUAUGAAUACCUCUCUCCCUUAACACCUAUUUCACCUCCUACGUUCAAGGAUCCCGCAACCCAUCAUACACUCCUUACGGAAGAGCCAAUCCUCACAGUCACGCUUUUGACCAUAGCCACACGAUAUAAACAAAUAUCAGGGGCGGGUGGACAUUGUCGGUCUCACGCAAUUCAUGAGCAGCUCUGGACCUACCUCCGAGGAAUGAUUGAAAGAUGUCUUUGGGGCCAGGAAGCUUUUGGUGGUGGUUUCUGUGGAUCCGGAGCGGACUUGAGUGAAGCUCAAACUUCCAGCACGGCCCCUUGGCGAGGCCUGAGGAAGGGCAGUCUAAGAACUCUGGGUACUAUUGAAAGUCUUAUGAUUUUGACUGAAUGGCACCCUCGUGCAUUGCACUUCCCCCCUGCUGAAGCUACGGAUGAGCUUAUGCUUCCCUCGUAUGAUGUAGCGGACACCUACAGUACAGACGAUGAGAAUGGUCAUCGUCAACCCGGAGGUGUAGGCGGAAAACGGAUUGAAAGUUGGCUGGAACCUGCAUGGAGAAGCGAUCGCAUGUGCUGGAUGCUCCUAAGCACUGGAAUGGGUCUUUCCUACGAGCUCGGUGUAUUCGACAACAUCGAUGAACUCCUGGCUGCUGGCGGAGAAAUGAUGAGACCAGAGUAUGAUGAUGAAGCUUAUCGAUUGAGAGCUGCUAGAAUUAAGCGACUCCUUUUGAUCUAUGUCACUCAAUUAGCUGGUCGCCUUGGUUGGACGAACAUGGUUCCAGAGAACUUGCGUGUUAACGACCCGGCUUUUGCACCGCGUAAGAGGAGAGCAUCAGUCGAAGGCAAGACUCCCGAGACUGCCACGACCAUGUCAAAUACAUUUAACUAUAUUCCAAACCUCGAGCUCGACGACCAAAUCAUCCACUGUUGGGCUGGAAUUAGCAAUGCCAUGCGUCUUGGUAACGAAAGGCUUUUCAAAUCUCGACAGUACACGACCAAGAUCAUCCAGGACGGAAGCUAUCUCGGACUCCUCAAAGAUUUCAAGCCUAUGCUUGAUGCUUGGAGAAAGGAGUUUGAACGUUUUCAACUACCUCAAUACAUUGGACACAUACUUCGGAUCGAGUAUGAGUAUGUCAGAAUUUAUGUUAACUCACUAUCUCUUCAAGCCGUCGUUGAAAGAUGUACCAGCAAUGCGGUUCCCAAUUCAAACGGCUCUGGAUAUCCUCAUAGCGGUGCAGCGUCGGCAAAUGUUCCAUUAUCUCCCGAGACCCAGAAUUACUACGGCAAACUGCCAUUGGCGAAACUUGGUGGUUUUGGCACAGCUGACCAAGGCUAUGUCCGAGAAGUUGUGGAAGGAAGUCGAAAGUUACUCGAAACUGUCGUUGAAGGACUCUUGCCAGGCGAUUAUCUCAAGCAUGCUCCAGUCAGAACAUACUUCCGCAUUAUCAGUGGCGCCAUGUUCUUAUUGAAGACUUUCGCGCUAGGAGCGUCCAAAAACGAUGUAGAGAUUAGUAUCGGAUUAAUGGAUCGCGCAGUCGAUGCUCUUAGGAAUUGCGUAGUCGACGACGUCCAUCUCGGAAUCCGUUUUGCAGACCUCCUCGAGACCUUAACGUCGCGCCUGCGCAGUCGGUUUAUCAGCGCUCCCCCACAAGGCCCGCCUGCCCGCAGCCCGGUCAUGCACCAGGAGCCCGACGCGAAGAGGAUGAAGAUCAACCACAACGAGCAGAUCCGCGAAUGGAAUGCCGGCACGCCGAAUGUUGCAAACAUGCCUAAUAGUAAUGGGCAGGGUGAGUUCAAUCUGUCUUCCUUGGUGUACAACAACGAAACAAUAUUAAUUAACAAUAAUGUACGAGCAGAUCUCCACGUCUCAGCCACGCCAUUCGAUCUCAAUCAGGGUGCCUUCUUUGGUAAUACUGCAGGCACAGCUUAUAGCCAGUCUCAGCAGUACGACGGCAUCACGGAUGUCUUUGGUGGCAGUAAUCACUGGAGUAGUAAUAACGAGAUGUGGUACCUGCCGCCGGGCCCGCAGUUCUAUCGUGCUGUUAAUGAUCAGGCCAUCACGCAGACAGCGGAUGGCGUUAAUGUCGGUGGUAUGGACCUGCUGGAUUUCAUGACGAUGGAUAAUUAUGCCCCGCUGGAUGGCACGGCGCACAACAGUGCUGGGUUUUGA
Molecule: messenger RNA, 3108 nt
Organism: Lachnellula hyalina
Lineage: Eukaryota; Fungi; Ascomycota; Leotiomycetes; Helotiales; Lachnaceae
Product: Transcriptional activator
Exons: 3
Coding region: 1-3108 (1035 amino acids)
Biological process (GO): positive regulation of transcription by RNA polymerase II; aromatic amino acid catabolic process
Cellular component (GO): nucleus
Molecular function (GO): DNA-binding transcription factor activity, RNA polymerase II-specific; zinc ion binding
Source: RefSeq, a predicted model, not a curated record